GUUACUGAAAACGUCAAAACACAGACCGUAGCACCGAGCGCAAUGUCCGUUCACUUCUGAGCCACUUCAGAGUCCGUUCAGAGCCGCACAGCAACCAACAGCAACUGCAUCAUGGUAAAGAAAACCAAAGACUCUCAGGAACCUCUGUCUUCUUCCUCCACCAAGACCCCAGAAGAAGCUUCCACUCGGAGAAUGGUGUUGAGGGUCAGACAAAGCGAGCCGACAAAGAGGUUAGCAAGCUUAGUCAUAGAUGAGGAGAAGGAAAAGAGGGUCGUUUCAGUAAAAAGAUCGAAAACCAAGCAGAAGAAGAAAGGUGCAAAAGUUGAUCCCAAGAUGCCCAAGAAACCACCAACUGCAUUCUUCUAUUUCUUGGAGGACUUCCGCAAGGAAUUUCAAGAGCAAAAUCCAGAUAUUAAGACUAUGCGCGUGGUUGGAAAGGCGUGUGGAGAGAAGUGGAAGACAAUGUCAUAUGAGGAGAAGGUUAAAUACUAUGAUAUAGCCAUGGCGAAACGAGCUGAGUUUGACGAGGCCAUGUCAGAAUAUAUCAAGAGAAAGGAAAGUGGCGAGGGUGACGAAACUGAGGAUGAUGAAGAUUAUGAUAUCUGACAAACAUGUAUCAAUAGGGUGAAAGUAGACCAUUUGUAUACUAAUCCUCUGUUCUUUAAACAAAUGUCCAUGCCUGUAUUAUUUUUGUCUAUAUCUGUCCAGAAUUGGAUUUCAGUGGCGAGACUGCAGAUUUUCACGGUUGGUGUACUUUUAAAAAGUUGAAGAUGACUCUACCAACUGGAUUUUAGUAGCGAGAAAUGUAGAUGAAUCUUUGAUUAGUACUGUCUAACCUGUCUUUUAGCUUUUAUCGGUUUCUUUUGAUAAAACC
This is a messenger RNA of Fragaria vesca subsp. vesca, 874 nucleotides long. RefSeq names its product high mobility group B protein 14-like. The transcript has 6 exons. Lineage: Eukaryota; Viridiplantae; Streptophyta; Magnoliopsida; Rosales; Rosaceae. The coding region runs from base 112 to 606 and encodes 164 amino acids. The record is from RefSeq and is a predicted model, not a curated record.